AUGACUAUUGACAGUCUUGAUUUUUCUAUCGAUCCUUUGUCUAAUUCUCAACUUAAGAACGAAUCAUACAAGUCUUCAAACGACGACUAUUUCGCUUUUGAUAACGUCUCAUUGGGUUUUGAUGCUAUAUCAGGUCCAGAUUGCUGGAGUUGUACUUCCUGA
This is a messenger RNA of Funneliformis mosseae, 162 nucleotides long. The record is from the annotation of a GenBank genome assembly. Lineage: Eukaryota; Fungi; Glomeromycota; Glomeromycetes; Glomerales; Glomeraceae.